This is a messenger RNA of Phytophthora nicotianae INRA-310, 832 nucleotides long. RefSeq lists its product as hypothetical. Lineage: Eukaryota; Oomycota; Peronosporomycetes; Peronosporales; Peronosporaceae. Bases 291 to 623 code for a protein of 110 amino acids. The record is from RefSeq and is a predicted model, not a curated record. The transcript has a single exon. Gene Ontology annotation, molecular function: zinc ion binding; nucleic acid binding.
CCAAGCCUCCAGCGGCUAGAAAAGCCGAGCCACCCAAGUAGCAUGGAACGUUGAGUGAGGACCUCGAGCUGUGGUUCUUUACGAUCGAACAAUACUACGCUGACUACCAUCCUCUGAUGGUGGAGGAAUCACCAUCGUUUGUCACGAUGAUUUCGUGCCAUCUGGCACCUACCCCUACGAACUGGUAUCGCCAGUUCGUAGCGGAUUGUGAACGGGCAAACAUUGUCCGUUUGUAGUCCACAUUCAAGCACGGUCUUCACAAGCACUUCCUCCCCCCUGAUAACGAGUACAUGCUCCGUGAGAAGCUGUGCAAGUUGACCCAGAUGGCCACGCUACAUGACUACAUCGGCGCCUUUCAGGACAUUCUCAUACAAUGUCAAAUGCCCAUCUCAGCAUUAGAACUACGGUUCUAUUUCCAACAAGGUCUCCGUAAAGAGACAAACAACCAUCUUAGGGAACACCAUCCAGCUACUUUGGAAGAGACCGUUCAGCUGGCACUACGCUUCGACCAUGGGCUACAACGCCCGGCUCAAGCCUCUUCGGACUGGGAGAUGACGGCCACUUGCCACCGAUGCAAGGCUGUGGGCCAUAUCGCCCCUAACUGUCCUUCGCUAAAGCAGUAACCCCCUUCUUUUAAAAGGAGGUCGUGUGACGAAUUUGUGUAUGCAUACACUAUUCGUCAUUUGGUUACACGUCAUUCGACGACUGGUAAUUAUUUGACCACGUCAUCCGACAAUUGGUCAAAUGAUACCACAGAGUUCCUGUCAGUAAACCUGCAAAGAGUAUGAUAGAGCAAACUAACUUUCAAUUCAGUUUUCAAUUUACUUUCAAG